Molecule: messenger RNA, 2100 nt
Organism: Maniola jurtina (meadow brown)
Lineage: Eukaryota; Metazoa; Arthropoda; Insecta; Lepidoptera; Nymphalidae
Product: UPF0488 protein CG14286
Exons: 3
Coding region: 187-852 (221 amino acids)
Source: RefSeq, a predicted model, not a curated record
AUGGAAAAUUUCAAUGUCAACUGUCAAUGUGUCAAUAACUUGAAAACAGAACGUGGGACUAAUAUUUUCUACUAAAUUAACCAAAAAUAUCAUUUAAAACGGUUAUCCAUUAGUUAUUUGUGAGAAGAAGUUUAUUUUAAAGUGAUUUUGACUUCCUGCAAUAGUUACGUAAGACAAUUUAGCACAAUGCCUAAAGCCACAAAGCUACAUAGCAAAGGCAAGCCAAACUCUCUUCAAAAGUCUUGCAAACCAGACAAGGAAGGAACAGAUGGUGGAAACCCUGAAGAUUCAAUCAGGGAGUUCCAAUUACAACUGUGCUGGUGCAUUCAGCAGUUAGAAAAGACCCUAGCGGACAAAAAAGGAAAUGAAAAACAAUUACAAGAAGCCUGGAAAGUCCUAACAGUGUUGAAAAAUAACAACCAGCCAAUGAUUAGAAAAAGACAAUUAAUGAGAACCCACUUUGGUGACUAUAGAGCUAAAAUGGCAGCCGAAGAAAAGAAACUGGCCAAAAUGGCGAGCAAAAUAAAGAUAUCAGAAAGUCCUGUUCAGCCAAAAGCUACCUUUUUAAGAAAAUCGGCUUUCCUAACCAAUGGAGAUAGCUCAUUUGAAUUCAAUUUUGCGAUACCAAAGGAUUUGACAGAUAGUGAUAAAACUAUUGACCAAAAUAAGAAUUGCAAUUCUGUAGUAAAUGUUACUGGCAACACUGAUUCAUCAAGUGCAAGUGUUGCUACAGAUAAAGAUAAAUUACCACAUGUAGAUUCGCAACCAAAGGAACCUAACAAUAAAAAUAGUGCUUCAUUUUCUGGUUCAGGUUCCGAAUUCAGAUUUAAUUUUGAAAUAGAUGAUGCUUAAAAUAGAAAAAAUGUAGUUCUAUUUUACUCUGAUAAUAUUUUAAGCUCAGUUUUUUUAUAUUUAAUUGUAAAGAUAUACUGACCCUAAAUUGGGGUAACUGUGCUAUUAACUGCUGUUAUAGUGAAAAAAAAGAAUUUAUUGAUAAAAAUAAACUUUUUUUAAUUCUAUUUUUUUUUAAACUACCAUACCCCUUCCAGGUUAGCCCACUUCUGUCUUAGACUGCAUUAUCACUUACCAACAGGUGGGAUUGCAGUCAAGGUCUAACCUGUAUCUGAAUAAGAAAAAAUUGUCGACUGCUGGACAUCGGUAUUUUGUAAGAAUCUCCACAAAAUACAGUCUGUUACUACUUAUAUCUAAAAGCUUGCAUCUUAUCGCUUGAAAUCGUACCUGAGUGGUACAGUUAUUUGGUAAAGAUAUUAAUAAAAAAACCCCGACACAAAAACCUCUAAAAAGUAAAAAAAAUAAGUAGGUACAUAUAAUACAAAUUAUAUUAGGUCGGGUGUCUCGGUGUUGGAGAAACAAACACAAAGUUCAAUAAACACCCCGUUUAUUUUAAUGUCUGUUCACACAGUCACUUGAGUACUUGGAUUAUACCUACUACUCGCGGAACCCUAGUGAAGGGUCUAUUGAGCCGCAGUCUCUUCUCCAGUCUUUCUCUGAGGUCCAACCGGCAGGCAAAAACCGGGUCCGAAGCUGGAGCAGAUAGGACUGAAGAAUUGAGAACUAAAGUAUUUUGUCCAAAUGUAUCAAAGUCAAAGUCAAAGUCAAAAUCAUUUAUUCAAAGUAGGUACAAUCGUUUCUAUAGGCCGUAUAAAUUUAAUUUAAUUAGUAAAGUUUUAACCCAAGCGCUCCUCGCGUCGGAGACUUCUAAAGGUAACAGAAACAGCUAUGAAAUUCAUCUGUUUUACAAAGAAUUUGUGGAGUCAAUAAAGCAGUAAAAUAGCCAAUCUUAGGAAGUCCUCGGAAACAGCUCUUUUUUUGAUGAUUUUUUUCCAGAAAUAAUUUUUAAUAUUUUUUAAUCCAUAUAUUUUAUGAUAUUUAUACAUGAAGUUCAGUAAAACGUUACCUUCUCUUUGAGAGGUUGUAGAGGAGGUCAAAUGCUAUCAAAUGACCUCAACACCUAUGGGCUAGGGUUAAAAACACAUUAAAAUCCUAUCAUCCAUUUACUGUUAAGCUUACACUGCAAAGCAAAGUUACCCCAAUUUGGUUUACUUAUAAGGAUUUAAGGAAAUAAAUUUUAUAAUAUUA